Messenger RNA from Octopus bimaculoides (California two-spot octopus), 5415 nucleotides. RefSeq names its product zinc finger protein 236. Gene Ontology annotation, cellular component: nucleus. Gene Ontology annotation, molecular function: zinc ion binding; DNA-binding transcription factor activity, RNA polymerase II-specific; RNA polymerase II cis-regulatory region sequence-specific DNA binding. Gene Ontology annotation, biological process: regulation of transcription by RNA polymerase II. NCBI's taxonomy places the organism in Eukaryota, Metazoa, Mollusca, Cephalopoda, Octopoda, Octopodidae. The record is from RefSeq and is a predicted model, not a curated record.
GACGAGAGCUUCUCUAUUGCCUCUCCCUCCCCCUUUCAUUACCAACCACCAUUUUGUGAAUAAUAUUUCAAAAGAAAAAAUAUGUCUAUAGAACCACCGUCGACGGAUCACAUCCCAGUUGGAAAUGUAUCAGAUUACACACAAUACCUCAACCAAGUUGCAGACACGGUUGUUCAAGGAGGUACUGUAACAUUUGUCAGUCAAGAAGAUGGAGUUCCAAUUGGUUCAAAACAGACAGCAUCUGAUUUGUGUCAGGAAAUUUCACAUACCGUUGUCUUUGGGGAGAUUGCCACUAACCAUGCAGAAGUUACCAGUGUCUUCACUCCUUUGUUCUUUGAACAAACUCAACCAGUGCCUUCAGCUAAUGAAGUCAUUAGUGUCAAGCCUCCUGUUGGAAAAGGCCCCUAUCAAUGUAAAAGCUGUGAUAAAAACUUUCCCAAAUGGAAUCAGUUACAGCGUCAUAGCAAGACGCAUAAAGAAGACAAGCCAUACCGUUGCACACACUGUACCGAUUCCUUUAAUGUUGAAGACAAUUUAAAGCUUCACAUGGCCACACAUCCACAGAAUGAUGACCGGCAGCCAACAUGUCCUGAAUGUGGGAUAACAUUUACUCGGCUUGCCAGCUUCAAAGCUCAUAUCAUGCUACAUGUAAAAGAAGAAAGCCUCAUGUGUACAGAAUGUGGGGAUGAGUUCAGUCUUCAGAGUCAGUUGGACAAACAUAUGCAAGAACACAGAGAAGAACAUGGUAACAACCGUUCAUACACCUGUCGACAAUGUUCACAAGAAUUCGCCAAAAUCACUUUACUACGGGAACACAUGAAACAACACUAUCGCAUCAAAUCUUCACUCUCUCAUCGCUCAUACAAACGCAACAUCGAUAGGUCCAGUUUCAAUCAUAAAUGUGAUCAUUGUGGCAAAUCUUUUCAGAAGCCAAGUCAAGUAGAACGACAUAUUCGUAUUCACACAGGUGAACGACCAUUCAGAUGUUCGAUGUGUGAUAAAUCUUUCAAUCAGAAAGGUGCACUUCAAAUUCACAUGACCAAACACACUGGGGAAAGACCUCAUACCUGUGAAUUUUGUUCAGCAACUUUUUCUCAGAAAGGAAAUUUGCGAGCUCACAUACAGCGUGUCCAUUCUUUGUCUAAAGAUUCCGACAGUCCUAAUUUCCAGUGUGAAGAAUGUAGUUGUGUCUUCCGUAAACUUGGUAGUUUAAAUGCUCAUAUAAGUCGUUCUCAUUCUGAAACGGAAUUAGAUAGCAAAGAAAGUGUGCAACCUGGUGAUGAAAGUGAUAAAAUGUUCAGUGAAAUUCUUGAACAGUCUGUGCAGUCAAGCAACAAAGAAUUAGCUGGUCAGAAUGAACCAAUGAAUGCUGACAUUCUGCAACAGGCUCUUGAAAACAGUGGCCUUCCUAGUGUAAAUAUUACAGGUGAGCAAGAAACUAAUGAGGAGGUUGUUUCUAGCUCUGUUCAAGCUGCAACCACUACAACAACUCAAGCUUUGUUUACUACGACAGUGCAUGACGCAGCAACUGGUGCUCCCAAGAUGCAUACUAUUCGAAAGGUUAACGGUGUCCGUUGGCAUCAGUGCACAUACUGCACGAAAGAAUUUAAGAAACCAAGUGAUCUGGUGCGGCACAGUCGUAUUCAUACACAUGAGAAACCUUAUAAGUGCAACCAGUGUUUUCGCUCCUUUGCAGUGAAGAGUACGUUAACUGCUCACCUUAAAACUCACACAGGCGUUAAGGAAUACAAAUGUGAUUGGUGUAGUAAGAUGUUCUCUACUUUAGGCAGUCUUAGGGUGCAUUCUCGUUUACAUACAGGUGCCAAACCAUUUCAUUGCUCUCAAUGUGAUAAAAAAUUUCGUACACCUGCACAUCUGAAGAGUCAUACUAACUCACACAUUCGAGAAAAAGACAACACUUUGCCGCGUAAACCACGACGAACUGUGCGCAAGUCUUUGAAAUCAGACAUUCCACUGCCAGAUAUCCCUCUACAGGAACCAAUUCUAAUUACAGAUACAGGUCUCAUCCAACAGCCACCCAGAAGUAAUAUUUUUAACAACUACCUCACCGACAUGAACAGUUCCGACCGUCCAUAUAAGUGCACGUACUGUUCAAGGGGUUUCAAGAAAUCGAGUCAUCUCAAGCAACAUGUCAGAUCUCAUACAGGUGAAAAACCAUACCAGUGUAAGCAGUGUCAUCGGUCGUUUGUGUCUAGUGGCGUUCUCAAGUCUCACACGCGAACUCACACGGGGAUCAAGGCCUACAAGUGUCUAGUUUGUGAAAAUAAUUUUACCACCAGUGGCAGCCUGAAAAGACAUAUGUCAACACACACUGAAAUUAGGCCAUUCAUGUGUCCGUAUUGUCAGAAAACCUUUAAAACAUCUGUUAAUUGUAAGAAACACAUGAAAACCCACAGACAUGAACUAGCUAUGCAAGCGCUGCAGCAGGAUCAAACACUUCAAACCCAUCAAGUAGAAAACCAUGUGAUUGAAAAUGCCGAACCUGAGGACAAGACUGAUAAUACGUUAGUGACAAGUCAACCAGAUGACAGUUCUAUAACUGUUACACAACCAGCAACAUUGACUACUGCUGCGACACUUCAGAAUGGAACUGUCAGCUCUAGCCUUAGUGAUAUUAGCCAAAAUGAUCUGACCGCAACUAAUGCAGCUGUUUUAUCUCAAACAGCUAUUUCAGAAGCCUUAUUAGAACAGGUAUUUAAUGUUCAACAGAAUCUAUUAGGAAACCAGCAAAAUUUAUCUUUUAACCAAGGCUCAAUUACAUUACCUAGCUCGCAGCAGUUAACAAAUGUAAUAGACGUGAGUCCUUUAAACACAUCCUUUGCACCUACUCUGCCGACCACUUCUCUACAAAGCAUACUUCCAAGCAGAGAACCAAAACAGACUGCUGCUCAGAAACAACGCCAAGCUAAUAUGAUACGUGAAGUAGAAGAAGGAAAACGUUCUUACAAAUGUUCUUAUUGUGGUAAAGGUUUCAAGAAAUCGAGUCAUCUAAAGCAACAUGUUAGAUCACACACAGGAGAAAAACCUUUCAGUUGCCUACAGUGUAAUCGAAUGUUUGUAUCGAUGGGAGUGUUAAAAGCACACUCGAGGACUCAUACUGGUAUCAAAGAUUACAACUGUCAAAUAUGUCAUGCGGCUUUCACCACUAAUGGGUCUCUCACACGGCAUAUGAUGAUACAUAAUACUGUGAACUCAUACAAAUGCGUCUAUUGUUCUGAAAUGUUCCGCACAGUCAUGCUUUGGCGGAAACACUUACGUAUGCAUAAAGAAGCUCAGAGUGAUGAUGACGAAGGGGAAUAUUCAGAUGGAGUAAGAAAAACCAAGUUUCCUAUUAUUGAGAUAACUGAAGAACAACUUUCCAAGGCUGAUGUUUGUGAGGAAAUGACUGUGUCGGAACGUAUUCUCAUAGAGUCUGCAAGUGAGAAAGAUCGAAUUAGUGAAAUAAAACAAACUCAGGAGAAGCACAUAGAAUUGGAGAGUCUUCCGAAACAUCGACAUGAGUGCAACAAAUGUCCAAAGAGCUUUAAGAAACCAAGUGACUUGAUAAGAAUAAAUUUUUAUUUGUUACUGUUCUUUUCCUCUGUAUUGUAUUUAAAUAAUUUAAUCCUUUUUUUUUGUAUUUUAAUUUUAGGAGAGAAGCAGUUCAAGUGCCACAUUUGUGUAUCACCAUUUUCUACAAAGGGCAGUCUGAAAGUCCACAUGCGUUUACAUACUGGUGCUAAGCCUUUCAAAUGUCCAUAUUGUGAUCAACAAUUCCGAACAUCUGGGCACCGUAAGAGUCACAUGACGUCCCAUCUGAAGUCGGAUACUCCCAAGAAGCGCAAAAUUAACUUCAAAACAAACGUCCCUUCAGAACUGGCAACGCUUUCAGUUGUUCAGCCUCAGACAGGUGAACAGGAAUUACAAGAACAAGAACAAGAAGAAGAACAACAACAACUGCAGCAACAACAAGUGCAACAGCAACAGCAACAACAGCUGCAGCAGCAACAACAAGAACAACAACAACUGCAACAGCAAUUGCCGCCUCCGCCGCCUCCACCACCACCACCACCACCAUCACAGCAACAACAACCACCACCACCACCACCACCACCACCACAACCACAACCACAACAACAACAACAACAUGAGGUGGUUUCGGUCAUAGCAAAAGAAACAGGAUUGGUCGAUACAAAUACGUCUUCAACGAGUGAAAGUUCACAACAAAUUGUUAACUUGGAUCAGUUACUCCUCCAGAACCAGACCAAUUUGCUUCCAGUGUCUCUGGCUGUUGCUGGUAACGAGCAUUUAGUCAGCAACAUUACUAUUCCUACAGGAAACGGAGCUGUAGCACCAGCUGCACAAACUACUGGCAACCAACUUUCUGAAACUGCAUUAGCAGCGCACGUUCUUCAAGGUCUUGAAAGCUUCCAGUUUCAGUUGUCUGGAAACUUGGGACAAAGUAUCCAGGUUAUGGGCCUCGAUCCAAGUUUGAUGUCUCAGACUAUCCACAUUGACGAUGCUCUUUUGCAACAGUUGCAACAAGGCAGCCUCAAUUUAACUUUGGCUCCAAACUUCGUCAGCAGUCCACCAGCCCAGAUACAACUACAAACACCAAAUACACAAAACAUCAUGGCUUCUGUUAACCAAGACCUAACUUCAAAUGUUGUCACGACUGCAAGUGGUACAUCAACACAGAUAUUGCCAAACACUAUUCAGAUUCAUCCAGUCAAUAUGCAAGACUCUAUCAUCAUGCAGCCAAUGCCAGCUAUCACUGUCACUCAGAACCAAGCAAUUACAGAGACAGCUCCCGCGCAGACUACUCAGACGGCUGUUGUGAUGAAUGGAGGAACUGAUGUGGAAUUAAGCACUCAACAUGGUUUCAUUGUGACUGAACCUGAAGAUGCACAGAUUGCUGUUGAUGGCGUCGGAGGAGUUGACAGAGAUGACCAGGAUGAUGGCUCAAAUGUUAUUGGCACUGAUGCGGACAACUUAGAAGAAGUGCAUGAUGCUGCAACAGCGAUGAUGCAAAAUAGCAGUGUUGAUAACAUUGAAUGUGAUCCAAAUCCAUGUGUUGAAUUGGGCAAAGAGAAGGAAAACCAUAUCUGCCAUUUGUGUCAGAAGAAUUUUAAGCUGCAGGUCAAUCUCAAAGAACACUUGCUCAACGUACACAACAGUUCCUUGUUGAAUCAAAAGAAACUGAAACGAACACCUCAUGCUUGUUCGGCUUGUGGGAAAGCUUUUCAGAAACCCAGCCAGUUGGAACGUCACAUACGUAUACAUACAGGUAAUUUAGAUAUAUUAUUAGUUUAAAAAAUUUUUUUAAUUCUUUCUCCCUCACCUUUCUCUUCAUAGAACUAUUGGCAUUUUUGGGUGCUGUUCUACUGUCUGAAAAGGGUCAGAUAUAUAUAUGUA